AUGCAUUGGAAAGGCCUGCGAUUCGUCCCCGAUGGCAGCUCCAAGCGCCAGAGCACCAUUGAAACCCAAGGCCAGGGUCGCCGCAGCGAACACCUCCCGCGUCCCUUGCCCCCCAUCACCGAACCGAGAUAUUCAGAGUCGACCCCUCGCUUCCUGGAGCCGGAUUCAGAGAACACUGGCACCGAGACCACCGAUGGCGCAGCACCGCAGCUGCGCGUCCCGGAGCAGGGGCCAGCGGCUGGGUUCGCGCGGACAGAUGGCACUGCCGGCCCCUCGACUGGGGAUACCCCUAGCCUGCGGAGGAACCGAUUCAGUUUCAUGAGACUACGCCAUGCAUCUGAUCCCCAGCUCUCCAAGUCUUACGCUAAGGCAGAGGAAGCUCCCCCAGUACCGUCGCUCCCGCCUCCCAAGAUUAUCACCACGGCCCCAACCAGCCACGAACUUGACCAGCCCGUCAAACAGCGGCACAAGCUCAGGCUCCACCCUUCGUCUCGGAAACACUCCAUGGAAGAUCUCUCUCGCAAUUCAGGUGACCACCCCCGGAAACCGGAGCGGAAGAAUCAGGGAUCGACCGACUCCCAGAUCGCCGACUCGAGCCUCUCGACAUUCCAGACACCCAUCGCAGAGGAGCCAGGACGAUUAUCAACCGCUUCACUGCGCAGUGGAAGUCGAGAUCAACCGACCAACGAGUCGCAGCGAUCGUCCGUGUCAGUUACAGACGCCCGGUUCUCGGAAUCCUCCCGCUCGGACCAUAGCUAUGGUGACCAGACGUUCCGGACGAACUCCCCUCGCGAUGGCCACACAUCAGCCAGCAAGCGAUUCCGCCUGCCACGGUUAAAACGAACCCGCAGCCCUCUGUUUCCCUUGCCGCCAAAGCUCCCACCACCUACAACCAAGUCCCCUCCCGUUGGUACCCCGAGAUCAGACGGUUCGGAACAAGAUCAAGUCUCGCCGCUGCCCUCACCGUCGCGCUCCUCGGUUGGUCUGGCUGGCACAGGCACCCCACUGCUCUUCCGCAAUAAUUCGACGAAUUCGGCUCGCUCCGUUCGAUCCAACCCAUCUCAUAUGGCCCGGGGGAGGUCCUCCACCAUGGGAUCGGUUGCCGAGCACAAUGUGGAGGAAAUGUCUCCAGUUCCCUAUCUGGUGUCGUCUGGGCGGACAUCGACUUCGACGAGUGGGCGUAAAAGCUUUGGAGAUAUUUUCAACAUUUCUCAGCGAUUGCGACAAAAUUCCGAGCCCCCGAUUCCGCGCCAUGGUUCUCCUGGAACAGGCGGAGCCGCAACUCCGAUCAAGCCAGAUCUUGUUCCGCUCCCCGAGCGCGAAGAAGAGGAUACACCGGCCACCUACUUGACGAAGCUGGAGGACCAGCUCCCGCGGGGCGCGAUUGGAGGUGUGCUGGCCCAGUCUGAUGAUGAGUUCUUCAAAGUUGGGCUCCGGAAGUACAUGCGAUCGUUCUCGUACUUUGGUGAUCCGAUUGACAUGGCUAUUCGCAAGCUGUUGAUGGAGGUGGAAUUGCCCAAGGAGACCCAGCAGAUCGACCGUUUCCUGCAGGCAUUUGCAGACCGCUAUCACGAAUGCAACCCAGGAAUCUUUGCAUCGACAGACCAAGCCUACUUCAUCGCAUUCUCCAUUCUCAUUCUGCACACCGAUGUGUUCAACAAGAACAACAAGCGGAAGAUGCAGAAGCCGGAUUAUGUCAAGAAUUGUCGAGGCGAGGGUAUCGCCGAAGACAUUCUCGAAUGUUUCUAUGAGAACAUCUCAUACACCCCCUUCAUCCAUGUUGAGGAUGCAAACCUCCGCGACCGUCAUCUCGCUAAACCACGGCGCACCUUGUUCAAAAGCACCAGCUCUGAGCAUUUGCCACGGAUGGGGAGGGAACUUGUGGACCCCUACACGCUUAUCAUGGACAACAAGCUCGGCACUCUGAGACCCAGUUUGAAGGAAGUCAUGGAGCUUGACGACACAUACAACCACGUCGGAACUACCGGCCCGCCUGAUAUGGAUGAUCUUCACCAAGCAUUCACGAAGUCUGGUAUCUUGCAGAUUAUUUCUUUGCGCUCUCGGCCCGACGCGUUCAUGCAAGCAAGCCUUGAUAACCCAGCCGACUCUCACCCGGGUUUAGUUGACAUCAAAGUGGCCAAGGUCGGCUUGCUUUGGCGGAAGGACCCGAAGAGGAAGCGAGCGCGAUCGCCAUGGGCUGAAUGGGGUGCGGUUCUCACUUUCUCCCAGCUCUACUUCUUCCGGAAUGUGACUUGGGUACGCUCCUUGAUGGCCCAGUAUGAUGCGUACGUCAAGAAUGGACGAAAAGGCACUCUUGUUUUUCGGCCUCCGCUUGCCGACUUCAAGCCCGAUGGCAUCAUGUCUACGAACGAUGCCGUCGCCCUACUGGACGAAAACUACAAGAAGCAUAAGCACGCAUUCUCCUUUGUUCGGCAUAAUGCGUUGGAAGAAAUCUUUCUGGCCACCUCGGAGCCCGAGAUGAAUGAUUGGCUCGCCAAGCUCAACUAUGCUGCCGCUUUCCGGACCACCGGCGUUCGUACUAAGGGCAUGAUUGACACCAACUACGAGGGCCAGCGAUACCGCAAGAGCCAGCGCAUGGGAUCUGCUUCCUCGCUUAGGUCGCGCCAGUCAGCGGACAAUGAACCGGCGUCGCCCAGCAUCGACACCGACCUUGUUGCGGAGUUUGUGGCUGCCCGGCGGCAGCUCAUGGGCCAAAAGAUUCGUGAUACCAACGAGAAGCUAUUUAUCACUCAGAGGCAACUGGACGGUCUCCUGCGGAAUGCACGGCAUUUGCAGAUCUUGACCCCGGUCACUCCCCGGGCUCGGGAGAAUGUCAUAAUGGCCGCAGGUCGCCUGGCUGCAAAACUCAGGUGGGUUCGACAGGAUAUCUGGCGCAACAAGUGCUACCGUGAAGUCCUUCUUCGGGAUCUCGGAACGGAGGAGAAUGUGGCGGAAGCUCGAACAGGAUCUGUGGCUGAAAACACUGUAUCGCCCGCCGACCCUGCACCGGCGGCAUCCGUGUCUGGGCCGUCCAUCACUUCCGAGCCCAGCGUGCGUCACGCUCCUAGCAUCAUACAAGCAGCUUCGAGCCACGAUACCAAUGAGCCAGCCGCCGCGGUGUCUGUUGACAAGCCUCCGGUGGACGCUGGUCUUCUUACCGAGCCACCGACUGAGGAAAUGCGUCGCCCAAGCCUGCCAGCGUCUACUACAUCAUCCGACUUUGCCCGUGUUGGACGACCGCUCUCAAUUACUAUUGUCUCUGAGCGUGGGUCGGAGAGUGCGUCACAAAUCGAACGGGAAGCGUCUGUCCUCAGUCGCGGCAGCCGGUUCGACGGCGCCAGUCUUGGCUCUCGAGCCUCGAAGAUCACCUCACCCGUAAGCUAUGAUGAAGGCGAGGAACGACUUCUUAGAGAGACUGGCCUCCUCGACCUCAGUGGCUCUCCCCCGCCACGUCAACCGGCGACCCCUCAACCGGAGAUAGAAGCUGAGAACAAGCCUGACGAGUCGUCCGAAGUCUCCCCAACCGACUCCAGACCUAGUCGUGUCCGCCGCAGUCUCCACCGAACCCUUCGUGAGCCGCAUCACGUUCAUCGACACCAUUCUCGCCACAAAAAGAACCACGGUUCUGCGUCCAGCCUUGGCGGCGCCGAGGACGACGAAAGUGAAGGGGGCGGUCUACCUCGCAAGACCCCUAGCUUCACGGUGCACGGCAAGAAAGCCUCCAUUAUCACGUUUGGAUCAGAAUGGCAGAACAUGCCUCCCGAAGAGCGUCUCAAGCUGCGGAAACCGACUCCUCAUGAGGAGUCGCGCGCUUCAGAUCCUGACGUGAUUGGCAGCGGCGAGUCCAUGACUUCAGACAACAAGCCCACCGGCCGGCCUCACUCAAUCCGUAGUGCUAGCACUACAACGGGGCUUAGCCUGUGCAGCGACGAUGAAACAAUCGAUUUCUUCAAGGAUGCCCGCGAGGUUAUGCCCACGGAAUCAUCGUCGCGGCCAAUCUCACAAGUUUUCUCUGAGCCCGAAGAAGCCCCCUCCGCGUCUGACCAACGAGACCCCAAGAACAAUUCCCCAUCGACAUCUGGCACUGGGACCGGGUCUGUCACCUACGGCAGCCACCUCACAGCGCCCGGCGAAGCUCCUUCAACGUCCUCUACGUCUCUCAGCGAGCGGGUUGUUGAUACCCCAUCCUCCGAGAACCUCCGGCAACAAGCCGUGGGCGCAUGA
Messenger RNA from Penicillium canariense, 4224 nucleotides. Its product is annotated as Arf family guanine nucleotide exchange factor SYT1. Gene Ontology annotation, biological process: regulation of ARF protein signal transduction. The transcript has 2 exons. Bases 1 to 4224 code for a protein of 1407 amino acids. The record is from RefSeq and is a predicted model, not a curated record. Gene Ontology annotation, molecular function: guanyl-nucleotide exchange factor activity. NCBI's taxonomy places the organism in Eukaryota, Fungi, Ascomycota, Eurotiomycetes, Eurotiales, Aspergillaceae.